This is a messenger RNA of Peromyscus leucopus (white-footed mouse), 1713 nucleotides long. RefSeq names its product basic proline-rich protein-like. Lineage: Eukaryota; Metazoa; Chordata; Mammalia; Rodentia; Cricetidae. The record is from RefSeq and is a predicted model, not a curated record. Bases 1 to 1713 code for a protein of 570 amino acids. The transcript is spliced from 4 exons.
AUGCUGGGCCGCGACGCCCCUGAGGUCCCCGCGCGCGGCUCCCACGGAGCCAGUGCGUCGGAGACGGCCAGGGGAGCGGCGGCCCCGGCCAGGAAGGCGAGCUGGAGGGCGGGGACAGAGGCCACCCACAGCCCGGGAGGCGGCUGCCAUCGCCGCGGCCCCGGAUUUGUGAAUGAGCCCCCCCGCCCCCCGCCCGCCCCCGGAAGCGCGGCCGCUGCCCCCGCCUGCCCCUGCCGAGCUGGGCCAGGGCGCCCCGGGGCCUUCCCGCCUCCGACACGCCGGGAACUUGGACCGGGGACACCGAGGACUCCUUCACGUCUAGGGGCCCGGGGUGAGGGGAGACCUGGCCCAGGCUGUGUGACGUUAGCGGGAAGGACAGAGGGUGGACUGCAGGAAGAACUCGCCAGGGCAAGAGCUGCCUGCUGGCCGGGAAGUGGCCCUGGGGAGCUGCUGCUCCCUGAGGGAGAUAAGGGACCCGACACGUUGGGCAACGGGGCUGUCCUUCUGGAGUCUCCUUUCUUCUUUCCACCGCCCGAGGGCUCCUACGCACCCUGCAAAACCCCAGCCCUGCUGUGCCCCGAUCCCAGAGAGAAACAGAACAGUGCCCCAGGCGUCUCCUGUCCCAACAAGCUGGGGCGGCCCAGAGAGGCUCAGUCAGGAGCCCAGGGCUGCGCAGCUGCAACGGGGAAACUGAGUCUCGGGUGGGAGGUGUCGCCCGGUCCGCCCUCGUGGGCAGCAGGUGGCACCAGCCGCAGGAGACAUCGCCCGCUUGCUGAUGGACUGAGUCACGGUUGUGCCGACAGCGGAGGCCUUUCCACGUCACGUGGGUCUGGCCGCAACCUGAAGGAGGGAGCGGCGCCCCCCCCCCGCCUCACCCCUGCGAAGCACCCCGACCCCUGCGGCAACGGCUCCCCGACCUCACCCCCCAGUCCAGACCCAACCCCGCAGCCUGCACCCCCUGCCAAGCCUCACCCCUGCCAGCCUCACCCCAGCCCUGCAGCCUCACCCUCGCCUCACCUCACCCCUGCAGCCUCACCCCCCCCAGCCUCACCCCUGCAGCCUCACCCCAGCCCUGCAGCCUCACUGCCCCCCAGCCUCACCCUGCAGCCUCACCCCCUGCAGCCUCACCCCAGCCCUGCAGCGCACCCCAGCCUCACCCCACCCCUCCCCCCUGCAGCCUCACUGCCCGCAGCCUCACCCCUGCAGCCACACCCCAGCCGUAGCCCCGCAACCUUGUCACCGCCCCCUGACCUCACCUCCCCCCAGCCUCACACCCCCACUGGUAACCCCAGCCCGCAGCCGCACCCCUCCCCGCCUCCAGCUGUAAUUUGCCUCGGCCUCUUGUGUCGCCCCUCCCCUACAGUCACCCCAGACGUGGAGCCAAGAGGGCCGGAGACCGGGAUUGGGAGGAGACAGGGAGGUCACGGCCCAGGCCUACCAACCUUCACCACACCCCGUCGCCGCGCCUCGGUUUCCCGUGCUGCAGAAGGAGGGGUGAGGUCAGGGAGCCCCCGAGCCCUCCCUGGGGCUGAUGCGCAGCCCCGCAGCCCGGGAGAGCCCUGUGGGGUGAUGGAACCUGAGGACCAGAGUUCGAAUCCCCAGCGUCCACGUGGGAAGUGGAGGCGAGAGGACUCGGGCUUGCGGGCCAGCCUCGGCUCACUAGUGAGCUGCAGGCUCGGGGGCCCCGGGGAGACGCUGGACGUCCGCCUGUGA